AUGGCUGUAAAACAUGUUUGGUGGGGACAUUUGGGAGGUCCCGUACAAAAGGGAAUAGUCACUUAUUCCAUUUCUCCUUAUCAACAACGAGCAUUCGCUGGUGCCAUCAAACAUGGUGUUUUUAACGUUUUUCGUCGCACAAUCUCUCAAGCCCCUUACGUUGGAGUUCCUGUUACCCUUGGUUAUCUUAUUUAUUAUGAUAGGAAAAAGAGGCAUGAUUUUUUAGCUUCUAAAGCUGGUAAAGAAGAAUUAUUAAAGUGGUGA
Molecule: messenger RNA, 264 nt
Organism: Funneliformis geosporum
Lineage: Eukaryota; Fungi; Glomeromycota; Glomeromycetes; Glomerales; Glomeraceae
Source: the annotation of a GenBank genome assembly